This is a messenger RNA of [Candida] anglica, 3009 nucleotides long. Lineage: Eukaryota; Fungi; Ascomycota; Pichiomycetes; Serinales; Debaryomycetaceae. The record is from the annotation of a GenBank genome assembly.
AUGUUAAUGUGGCAUACGUCACUUCUAUGGUAUUGGUUACUAUCCAGUACAAUCGCGCAAGUCAUUCCAGAACCUAUAGAAAAUGAGCCUCCUUCAACUAUUAUCGACAUCUUAUCGUCACAAGUGGAAUAUCUGUACUUUUUAAGAGUCCUUCAACGUAAUGGAAUGAUACCAGUAAUAAAUCAACUACAAAAUAUAACUCUUUUAGCUCCUGUAAAUCUGGCAUUUGCAGGCGUUUCUUCUUUGAAUAUUGAUUGGGACAAUAAUUCCUUAUUGAGAUAUAUACUAGACCAACCAGUGUCAACUAUUAAUCUAGCUAAUGAAUCAACCGUGUUUAAUACCUUGUAUGAUUUGAAUUCAUAUCCAUUACUUAUAUCGAGAGAUCAACAACUGCUAGAAUAUUUAAUUGAUCAAGAAGCUGCCAUAGUUGAAUUAGAUGUUUAUGCGAUUCAUCAAAAUUCAUAUAUACAAGGUAUAGACAAAUUACUCCCCCAUAAACCAUCCAUGUGUGACUUACUUAUGUCAAAUGAUAUGGUAUCUAUUAAUGGACAUUCAAUUUUGUUUAUUAAACUGCUUCUUUCCCUGUUGUUCGAAAAGUCAACUUCAAUUGAUAAACAUAAAAAGAAAAAAGAUAAAAAGAAAAAGGAUGACUUCCCUACAUCUUGUGAUUCAUUUUUCAAUCAAACUGGUACUUUUUUCAUUCCAACGGAUGAUUAUGUUUUGCAAUCCUUGACGGAUUUACAAUACAAGUAUUAUACAAGUUUAUUUCAAAGUAAUGAUAGCCCUCAUUAUGAUUCAACAAAACAAGCAGAAAUUGAUAUUAAAAGUUCAAUAAUUGAAUUACUUGAAAACUUAAUGCUCAAUGAUUUGGUUGUUGGGACUAAUUCUUCACAACAUACAAGUGUCAACGGCCAAAUGGUGUACAAUAUAACUACGAGUAAAUGGUCUCAAACGAUCGCAUUAAAUGGCACAAUUCAUAGUACUUCACAUGCUUCGAACCUUGUGUUAUCAGACGGUGUUUUUCAUCUUUUCGACAUUGAAAAUAAUCAACCUACAUCAUUUUUCGAUCUGCUAAAUAUUCCAAUUGCUUCCAUGACUCCAAUGAGAGCUCUUUAUGCAUUCCAUUUUUCCAAUGUUGUAGAAGAACUUUAUUUCAGAAACCUCGAUUAUCUUGUUGAUGGGUCAUCUAUAAAUCAAACCAUUCUUAUCAAUAUAGAAGAUAGAGAUGAUGUACCGGAUAAUGAAGCACUUUCUUCAUCUCCAAUUUCAAUUGAAAGUUUCAGUUCGAAACAAACUUUAUUAUAUCAAUUUUUGGAUGAAUAUAUUGAUAUAUCAGAAUCUCCACUGCACUUUUUGGUGGAUAGUAAACUUUGUUCUAAAAAGAGAAUUGGUGAUUGUUUUAAAGUUAAAUUUUCAAUUUCUCAAGAUGAUAUAACUAUUAAUGACGUUGCUCAAACCAUUGGAUACCCUAUCAAAACUGAAAACCAUUCCAUCAUAUAUGUCACCAAUAGGGAAGUCCCUACACCAGGAUCAUUGAAACAUUCGCUCGUAGAAAUCAUCUCCAAUAAUGAUGCAUCUAAAUAUUUCCCUCAUAUUGACAUUGAUCAACAUAGUUGUUUGGAGUUAUUCAGUUAUUUGAAUCGGUUUGAUUUAUUUUCUCUCCCAGAUAAUGGUAAAGGAUAUUCAUUAUUUUUACCAUGUGGAAAACCAUGUGUUGAUUCAAAUAAGAAGUCAAAUAGUCCUUGGGGUGAGUUAGGAUUAACUUUGACGCAUUUACAACAAAAUCCAACGAAACUUGAACAAGUAUUAAAGGGAAUGAUUGUUAAGGGAACUAUUUAUUCUAAUUUUAAUGACGAUGAUAAAAAUUAUAAAAAUCUUAAUAAUGACAAAUAUUAUGUUAAAGAUUUUGGAUUUGCUGAAGAUUCAGGGAACCAUUUAAUUGGUCUUAAUGAAACUAUUUUACUGGUGCCAUUAAAUUCAGAUAUCUUAUUUAAUCAAGGGGUUGCCCAUAUCACCAGUAAUAUGAUUCUCCCCAAUGAUUUGACAAUUAAUAUUUCUGAUUUGAUCAAAACCACUAUCCAUUCAUCGGAUGAUCUAUCCUUUUUGAAUCUUAUUGAAAAAUAUCCUAAAUUAGCUAACAAAUUAAACCUUGAUGGAACUUCAAAUGAAUCUAAAUUUUCAUUAUUGGUUCCAAAUUCAGAAACGUUACUUGCUUAUAAUAUUACUCAAAGUUUUGAUCGUCUUUUAGAUUUUUUGGAAUUUCAUCUAAUUCCAGAAUCUGAAUUGGGAUCCUUAUUAUCUUGUAUUGAUGGCGAUAAGAGUAAAAUUGGGAAUAUUACUAGUAAUGAACAUAUUAUUAAAACCAAUUUUUCUGAUACGUCAUUAAGUUGUCAUCAAGGUAAUGGUAAAACUUAUUUACAAUUGAGAAAUAUGAAGGACUUUUCUACUCUAUCAUAUGACAAAAGUCAUGAAGUUCAUAUUGUUUCAUAUGGAUGCACCACUUCUAAACGUUCUGAUGGAAACCCUCAAGCAUGCGUAUUCUUAAUUGAUAAACCUCUUAAUUUAAAUUGGCUUGAUAAGCCAUCGGGGAAUUUCUUACAUGUUUAUCUUGGGAUGGUUAGUGUAGGGAUUGGUAUCGUCGUUGGACUUAUUAUAUUUGGAUUGGUAAUGCUUGGGGUUGCGUAUUGUCUUGAAAGAAAUAAUAAACAAAAACAAAAUGUCCUUAGUUCGGAUAUAUUUUCAACUUCAAACAAACCAAGUUAUAUGGAUGUUCGAAGUUCAGAGGAAAUUUUAAGUGGAUAUGAUGGUGGGUACGAAACUGAUGAUGAUAUGUUAAGAUCUGAACAUGAAAGAUUAUUACCUACUUAUAAUAAAAAGAAAAAGAAGAGAAAUAAUGAAGGAUAUGGGUCAAUUAGUGAUGAUCUACAACCGGCAGAACCGCGCCCAAUAAAUGGGAAGAGUAUUAAAAGUGCACUUAAUAGAGAGAGAAACUUACCAAGUAUGUUUUAA